Messenger RNA from Spea bombifrons (plains spadefoot toad), 2581 nucleotides. It is a transcript of the gene CDC16, whose product is annotated as cell division cycle 16. Gene Ontology annotation, biological process: cell division. The transcript has 18 exons. Gene Ontology annotation, molecular function: protein binding. Bases 244 to 2118 code for a protein of 624 amino acids. Lineage: Eukaryota; Metazoa; Chordata; Amphibia; Anura; Pelobatidae. The record is from RefSeq and is a predicted model, not a curated record.
GCAUCCUGUCGCUGCCGGCUCUCAGUCUCGCCCAUUGCAUAUGGCGCUGCCGAUGAAACCGUAUUACACCGGGGAGUGAUUAGAUCUUAAAUCUUGACUCGAUAGUGAAGUUGGGAACAAAAUACAAGGGUUCAGAAGGAUUAGCAGAUCGCAAAGUGAAGGCACCGGUCCGGUUAUCUAGUCCCAGAGACACUGCCUAUGUGCCCGCCACUCACAAGCCACAGCCGUUAAGAAGAAAUAAAUAUGAGUCUGGAACGUCUGAGAAGGCGAGUUCGGCAGUACAUAGAGCAGCAACAGUACCAGAGUGCCUUGUUUUGGGCAGAUAAAGUUGCUUCGUUGUCUCACGAAGAACCUCAGGAUAUUUACUGGCUGGCACAAUGCCUGUACCUGACUGCACAGUAUCACAGGGCAUCUCAUGCUCUGAGGUCGCGUAAACUAGAUAAGGUAUAUGAGUCGUGCCGUUACCUCGCUGCUAGAUGUCAUUAUGCUGCCAAGGAGUAUCAGCAGGCUCUGGAUAUCCUUGAUAUGGAAGAUCCUAUUAACAAGAAGCUGUUUGACAAGAGCAUAAAAGAUGAGAAGAACCUCAAGGACACGCCGACUGGGGAUUGGCAGAUGUCACAAUCAUCGAUCAAGAGCUCCAUUUGCCUGCUGAGGGGAAAGAUCUAUGAUGCUUUGGAUAACAGGACCCUGGCAACCUACAGUUACAAAGAGGCCUUGAAGUUUGAUGUUUACUGCUUCGAAGCGUUUGACUUAUUAACAGCACACCACAUGCUAACUGCACAAGAAGAAAAAGAACUUUUAGAUUCUCUACCGCUUACUAAAAAAUGUUCAGAAGAUCAAGAAUUACUACGUUUUCUCUUUGAAAACAAGUUGAAAAAGUACAAUAAACCCAGUGAAACGGUAAUUCCAGAAUCAAUAGAUGGCCUUCAAGAAAACCUGGAUGUGGUUGUAUCUUUAGCAGAAAGACAUUACUACAAUUGUGACUUCAAGAUGUGUUAUAAACUGACUUCUGUAGUAAUGGAAAAAGAUCCCUUCCAUGCAAAUUGUUUACCUGUACAUAUAGGCACUCUAGUAGAACUGAAUAAAGCAAACGAGCUGUUCUAUCUUUCACAUAAAUUGGUGGAUUUGUAUCCCAACAACCCUGUAUCCUGGUUUGCGGUAGGCUGUUACUAUCUCAUGGUUGGACAUAAAAAUGAACACGCCAGAAGAUAUCUCAGUAAAGCCACCACAUUGGAGAGAAGCUAUGGGCCAGCGUGGAUUGCAUAUGGCCAUUCUUUUGCAGUGGAGAGUGAACAUGACCAGGCUAUGGCUGCUUACUUCACCGCAGCACAACUAAUGAAAGGGUGCCAUUUGCCAAUGUUGUACAUUGGAUUAGAAUACGGGCUAACAAAUAACUCAAAGUUGGCGGAGAGGUUUUUUAGUCAGGCCUUGAGUAUUGCUCCAGAGGAUCCUUUUGUGAUGCAUGAAGUUGGUGUGGUUGCAUUUCAGAAUGGAGACUGGAAGACUGCAGAAAAGUGGUUCUUGGAUGCUUUAGAAAAAAUUAAAGCAAUUGGAAAUGAGGUAACCGUGGAUAAAUGGGAGCCUUUGCUAAACAACUUAGGCCAUGUAUGUAGAAAACUCAAAAAAUACGAGGAGGCCUUGGAAUAUCACCGUCAAGCCUUGGUGCUUAUCCCACAAAAUGCUUCAACAUAUUCAGCUAUUGGUUAUAUACAUAGCCUGAUGGGAAACUUUGAAAGUGCAAUUGACUAUUUUCAUACCGCUCUUGGCCUUAGGAGGGAUGAUACGUUUUCCGUCACAAUGCUCGGGCACUGCAUAGAAAUGUACAUUGGCGACUCUGAAGCAUAUAUUGGAACGGAGAUUAAAGAAAAACUGCAAUGCUAUGACUUUGAUGUCCACACAAUGAAAACCCUUAAAAACAUAAUUUCACCUCCCUGGGAGGACAAGGAGUUUGAUUUUGAGCGCCAGUCCCUUGACGAAAGUGGCAUCAUGGCCUUGGAGACUUCUCAACUUCUGCCUAAAUCUUCAGAUACCAGGUCUCCUAUAGAAGAGGCCCUCGAAAUUGAGAUGAACGAGAGCGAUAUGAUGCUGGAAACCUCUAUGUCUGACCACAGUACAUGAAGCUAGAAGAACAUGAGAGGUUACGUUGGACUCUGCAGAAUCCUGUCUGGAAUCAGACAUAUGUAAAACAGACUGGGAGUAUGACUCUCUACUGCCAAAGUAGUAUAAUGCUGGCCUCUUGAGUAGACAAAAGGGGAGGGCAUGUCAAUCUCUUGUGAGAUUUUUUUCGUUUUUACAGAUAACAGAACAAAUGAAUGAACUUCACCCAUUACACUUUUUUUUUAAAAUAAAAAAAAAUAUUUUUAGUAUGUCUUUGAAUAGAUAUUACAAUUGUAAUAAAGUCAUGCAAAAUAAAUAACACGUAAAAGAACAAAAAUGCAUGUGAAUAAAUACAUGUUAGUGUAUUGAUGUCAGUGACAAACUAUAGAGCUGAUAAUGUGAAUAUUAUUGGGAUUUCUGACCAUACAAGUUGCACCGGUUUUGUUCAUCGUCCACAAUAAAGAGGAAAACGAGCAAAAUAGAA